AUGCAUGUCCGUGUCUUCCUGUCGGCGCGAGUGAUAGCAGCGUCUUCAGCUUCUUCGUCGGCGUUUUCCUUCUCUUCUUUGUUUGAUGGAGACGAAAAGGAAUCAAGCGCUUCAGGUGGGGCUUCGUCAAGUACCAGUGACAUCACCGAAAGACCCGACGGUACAUUCCAGCAGCCCCUCUUGGACGCGGAAGACUGGUUCCUUUCCAAGCAAGAAAUCACGGCCUCGAGAGGCGGUGUGCCAAGGACGGAUCUGUCAGUCUACACGACCGGCAACAAGGUGACUUCCUACACGGCCUCGAACGAAUUCUACAGCGCGGUUUACGAUGAUCUGAGUGCGACCAAGGAAGGAGACCACGUUAUGCUUGCUGCGUGGCUCACAGCUCUCGUUCCCCUGAAGCCAGACGUGGACCCUACAGGCGCCAAAACGGGCAUCAAGGAAGUGUUUGCAGGCGUCGUCGAGCGAGGAGGCAAUGUCAGCGUCCUGAACUGGGCCAGCAUUGCGGGCGGAUACAUCCCUUUCAACAUCAAGGCUCGAGACGCAAUCAACAGUAUUCCUCCGUCUAAAUCCACCGGAGCCAGAGCGACGUUCCUCUUUGACGACCGCGUCAAUAUGAUCGCUUCGCACCACCAGAAAACGCUAGUGAUCGCGUCAAGUCGCUCCUUGGGGAAAACCGACCAGCCCGUUGCCACAGCCAUUCGUGACGGGGGAGGGAUUACCUACAAGAACAAGGGCUGGGUCGAUGGCCACAUUCGCAUCCACGGCCCUACAGCCAAGGAUCAGAGCGUGCAGAUCACACGAACCUUCAACUGUGAGUACAAACACUACAAAGAGUUUGCCCCGAAGGGAGAAAACUCGUUGUUUCACGCCCGAAUCAAGGCCAUCAAGAACGCCAAAAACUUCAUUUACAUUGAAGAUCAGUACUUUGUGCUGGUUCCGGAGCUGCUAGACGCUCUGAUGGAGGUGAUGCCGAGAAUCCAGCGCGUCAUUGUCGUGACGAAAGAGCAGACGAAUGCGUUCACGAACGGAGGGUACCCGGACAAGUUCGAGAUCUACACCACCAAGGCGGACCGGAAACUGCUCAUCCACAGCAAAAUCGUGAUUAUCGACGACGUGUACCUGUCGAUUGGCUCGGCGAAUUGGAAUCGCCGUAGCAUGACUGCCGAUUCUGAGCUGAAUGCCGACGUCGUGGAUACUGAUACUGUGAAGUCUCCCGACGGAGUAAUGGUCGGCAAACUGCCUCGUGAUUUCCGCGUCCGUAAGUUUUCGGAAAUGACGGGGCUGAGCUACAAGAAGAUCACCACUAUGACGUUCACCAAAGCUGCGGACCAAUUCGCCAUCGCCGCUGCCAAGAAGUCAACGAUCAUUGCUCCGUUGAAGUCGGAGCACCACGCGUACUUUAUCGCCAUCACCGACGCCAAGAGGAAGAUCGCAGACCCGCAGUACACGUGCAUCGCCACCAGUAGCUAG
This is a messenger RNA of Phytophthora sojae, 1470 nucleotides long. RefSeq names its product phospholipase D-like protein. Gene Ontology annotation, molecular function: D-type glycerophospholipase activity. The transcript is spliced from 4 exons. NCBI's taxonomy places the organism in Eukaryota, Oomycota, Peronosporomycetes, Peronosporales, Peronosporaceae. Gene Ontology annotation, cellular component: plasma membrane. The coding region runs from base 1 to 1470 and encodes 489 amino acids. The record is from RefSeq and is a predicted model, not a curated record. Gene Ontology annotation, biological process: phospholipid catabolic process.